AUGGCGAGUGCAUCCCAGGAGAUCCAGCCUGCAUCGACUGCGGUGGCGAAAGACGACCUGAUUAUACCUUUGAUAAACUUCGGGCCCUUCUACUCUGGCACCCCGUCCGAUAAGCAUGCCGUCGCAUUAUCUAUUACCAACGCUUUCAAGACGUCCGGCUUCCUCUAUCUGAAAGAUCAUGGCAUUCCACCCUCCGUGGUAUCCCGGGUGUUCGCAUCAUCGGCUAGCUUUUUCCGCCGACCCCAGAGUCAAAAAGACAGUUUGGGUUGGACGACCCCACAAUCGAACCGUGGUUACGUCGCUAUCGGGAGGGAAAAGCUCGGGAAUGUCGAAGAGGCAGAGGAGAUGGAUACCUUGAGAGGAUCUCCCGACCUCAAAGAGACAAUGGAGAUUGGGAGGGAAGGCGUCGAGGGCUUGCCCAAUCGCUGGCCUGAUCAUCUUGACGAUGAAGGGAAAGAGUUCAAGGAAACUAUGCAAUCUUUCUUCGCUAGGUGCAAGACUCUCCACGCGCAAAUUAUGAGUGCGAUCGCACUAGGAAUGAACUUACCGGAACAUUUCUUCGAUGGGUUUGUAGAUGAAGGGGACAAUAAUCUCCGACUGCUACAUUACCCCGCCGUCCGCAAGGAUGUUUUCCAGCAGAAUCCCAACCAAGUCCGUGCUGGUGAGCACAGUGACUAUGGGUCCGUCACGCUCCUGUUCCAGGACCGACAUGGCGGAUUACAAGUACGCAGCCCGAAGGGAACGUUUGUUGACGCAACUCCAAUUGCAGAUACUAUUGUCGUCAAUGCCGGAGACUUGCUGGCUCGUUGGUCUAAUGAUACUAUCAAGAGCACUCGUCAUCGAGUCAUUGAACCACCUAAGCCCGAAGGAGACGACUCGAAGGAUGAUUCGGAGACUUACCCCUCCCGAUACAGCAUUGCAUAUUUUUGCAAUCCUAAUAACAAUAAGUUGAUUGAGGCGUUGCCAGGGACAUAUGGUGACGAUAUUCACGUGGGCAAGAAAUAUGCUGGAAUUACGGCGGGCGAUUAUUUGGUUCAGCGCUUGACCGCAACGAUAUGA
Penicillium macrosclerotiorum is the source of this 1059-nucleotide messenger RNA. Its product is annotated as isopenicillin N synthase family dioxygenase. Gene Ontology annotation, molecular function: dioxygenase activity. NCBI's taxonomy places the organism in Eukaryota, Fungi, Ascomycota, Eurotiomycetes, Eurotiales, Aspergillaceae. Bases 1 to 1059 code for a protein of 352 amino acids. The transcript has 2 exons. The record is from RefSeq and is a predicted model, not a curated record.